UGAGUUGCGAAGGUUUAGGUUGUUUUCGUUGUACUGCACGUGUCUGUUUGUUGUUGUUGAUUUAAAUUUGAAAAUGAAAAGUGAUCGUAAAUAGUAUGAUGACGUGUUAGCGGCUCAUAUCAACAAUAACCAUUCUAGUCUAUCAUUAAUUCAUUUUCAAUUGCAAUAUCAAGUGAUUUUAGAGGUGCUGAAGUGCUCAGGUUAAGAACAUUCUAGAAAGACUUUGGAGCUCUGGUAGAAAAAAAUUGAAGCUGAAAAUUGUUAAGUGCUACUGCUGCUAGGCUGCUGUUGAAAUGCCCGGAGUCGGAAAAGCUAAUUUUUCGACCUUCGAAGUUGAAAACAAUGCAAACAUCGUGGAAAGGGAGAAGACGAAACGAACUAGGCUCUACUAUGCCGCUUUAACCGCCAACCUGGCAUUCUUCUCGUGCGGAGCAUCGCUGUCUUGGACGUCGCCGACGCUGCCCCGGUUGACCAAGGGCCACGAGCCGUGGCUGCCACCAAUCACCAGCGAGAUCGGCUCGCUGAUCGCCUCCUUCCUGAUGCUGGGCGCCGCCACUGGGCCAGUGGUCGCCGGACUCCUGCUCAACAACGUCGGCCGCAAGAAGACGCUCAUCACGUCAGCCGCCCUCCAUCUGCUCUCUUGGAUUGGUCUUGGCUUUGCUCCUAGCUUGGAGGUCAUCUAUUUGUGCCGAUUCAUUCAAGGGGUGGCCGUCGCUAUUGCUUUCACAGCUGUGCCCAUGUAUGUCGGCGAAAUAGCUGAGCGAAAACUGCGUGCAGUGCUGGCCUCAUCGUCGGAGGUGUUCCUUGCACUCGGCUACAUGAUGGAGUACGCGGUGGGCCCUUACCUGUCCUACGUGUGGCUCAUUGUAGUCUCCUCCAUCAUGCCCAUCCUCACAUUCGUGCUCUUCUUCUUCGUUCCCGAGUCGCCGCACUUCCUGCUCCAGGCUGGAAACAAGAACAAGGCAAUGAAGGACCUGAGAUGGUUGCGCGGAAAUGUGUCUGUGACUGCGGCUAAGAGAGAAAUUGCUAUGAUACAGGCGUCAAUAGAACAAGGCCUCCAUACAGGACAGCGAUCUACAUUCCACGACAUCCUGUCGAGUCCGGGCAGUGUGAAAGCGAUGUGGCUGUCAUGUGGCCUGAUGUUCCUGCAGCAGUUCAGUGGCAUCAAUGUGGUGCUGUUCUAUGCACAGCAGAUCUUCGACAAGGCCGGCAACCUGCCUUCCGAGUACUGCGCCAUGACUGUGGGAGCGGUCCAACUCAUCUCAGCCUCCUUCACUCCUGCUCUAGUCAAACGCUUCGGUUUCAAAACUCCCUUAGCAGUGUCUGCUCUGGGAAUGACCAUUGCUCAUGCUAUUCUUGGAAUCUUCUUUUUCUUUGAGGAAACAGGAAACGACGUGUCAGCUGUUUAUUGGUUACCAGUUACGUGCCUCAUGCUUUAUAUUCAUGUGUAUUGUAUCGGCUUUGGACCUCUUCCAUGGGCAUUUCUUGGCGAAAUAUUCCCACCGAACGUGAAGGAGACUGCGUCUGGCUGUGUCACGUCUUUCAGCUUCUUCUUGGCGUUCAUCAUUACCAAAUUUUACCCGAACGUUGAUGAGAAGCUGGGAACAUUCACGGCAUUCUGGAUAUUCUCGGGAUUCUGCAUUUUGGCGUUCAACUUUGUCAUCUUCUUGAUGCCGAACACACGAGGCCUGUCGCUGCCUGAGAUCCAGGACCUGUUGAAUGGCCGGCCCAUCACUAGACUCGACAAAAUCCCGGAAGAGCCCACUGUCAAGAAUGCUGGUACUAAUCUUAUCUAAAUCAGUCCUAUUAUUCAAGCAUGCAUGAUUCGUUGAUCUUAUUAAUGAGUGUUAGAUUAUUGAACGUACGUGACUUUCAGUAGAAUUUAUUUCAACUUGUUGCGUUGUAUUUUAAUCGCAUCAAAAUGUGAUUUAGGCUACUCUAUUUUAUAGCUUUAAUAGAAACUUGAACUAUUCUUGAAUUUCAUUCGCUAUUAGUUUUAUCAAGAACUUGUAGUAUAUUUAGUAUUAUACUAUAUAGUAUUGUGCAUUGACUAGCUUUAGAAAAUUUAUGUUGGACAAACUAUCAUAUUAUGAUUAAUUUGUCAUUUGUUAUUGUUAUCAAUUAUUGUUAUUGUUGUAAUCAUAACCAUCGGAAUUUGAUGUAAGCGUGACGCUUAGUGGUAUCUUAUACAAACUUGACUCAAUUUAUCUAAAAUUGUUCCUUGAGUAUUAAUGUAUGAUUCCAUUAUACUGGUGCUAAGUUUGAUAAGUUCCUUAUCUUCAGUUCAAUCUAGCCUCAAAAGUAUCAUUCUGAAAUUUUCUUAAAUUAUUAAAAUCGCUGUUAUUCAGAAUCUCUACUGCAGUGAAUGUUAUUGCCUAAAUGAGUUCUAAAUUUUUGCGUUACAAUAUGAAUUUUGAGCUUGAUGAAAAACAAAUUAAUUUAUUAAAAAAUAUAGUAUUUUUCUUUAAAAAAAUAUUGGUCUUGAAAAUUAUUUAUGAUUUUCGGAGAAGUUAAAUCUCGUUUAUUAUAAAAUUGACCAAGUAACAAAACGAAAACAUGAAUUUACUUUACUGAAGAAUGUUGUUAUUCCCUUUGGGAAAGUGAUUCCUGGCACUGAAUAUUACUAGUUCUAUUAUUCUAAUUGUUAAUUAUCUUUCAAAAGCAAGAUUUACUUCUAUUUUUAUUAGUGUCGCAGUGAAUCAAAUGUACAGAAUCAAUUCUAUUAUUCAAUCGAAACGAACAUUUUUUUUGCUAAUCAAAAUUGUUUGCUAGAUUAACCAGUUAAUUCUUGUUCAUCCAUAUCCUAUAUCCGAAAUAAUUUCCAUCAAGAAUAGUUCUUAACAUGUUCAAUUGAUUUCUUUAACCGUUAUUGGAGAUUUUUGAGAUUCAAGAAAUAAUGUGUGUGAACUAACUUCUAUGUUUUAGCUUAUUUGGAGUUAUGACAAUAUUUAAUCUUCCUCUUCCAGUAAAUUAUUUUUUAAUGCUCUUUACAAACGAUAUUUCAAAUUUAUUUUUGUAUUCAUUUAAAAUACCGUAGGUAAUAUUUAUCGGCACUACUAUUAAAAAAUAAUUCUUUCUAUAAAAAUAUCAUAAAUAUUUUUCACUGCUGUUUUAGUUCAGUGGAUUUUUAUUGACAAUAUAAUCUUACUUAUUCCAUUUCAUCCACUCCAGUAAUAAUACAUAAUUAUCAUAAACUAUUAUUUUCUUUUUUAUGUAGUAAAUAAUUUAUAGCUGUCUCCUGUCAAUUGAAAGAUCCUAAAAUAAUUUGUAAAUACAAUUACCUUUAAACAAUGGGACAGGUAUAUAGAGAUUGUUCAAUAUAAUACAGAUAUUCUAUUUGGACCAACAAAUGAGCUUAAUAAAUUCAAGGUUAUACCGCUUCCAUGAUAAAAUGAAAUAUAUUAAUGCUGAAUGAAGUGCAUGUGUAUAAAGUAAUGACGUAUUUAUCAAUCUUAAUUUUUCACUUUGAAUGUUACUCAUAUUUUUCCAUCUCAAGUGCAUAGGUUGUAUAAAUAUUGUCCACAAUUAAGGAAAAAUCUAUAAAUCGUAAGUAAAUUAGAAAUUAAUUUUAAAAGUUUUCAUUUCGGAGACCUGAUCAUUAAACAUUGAGACUGAAAUUGAAAAAAUCGUCCUUCAAAAAUCUAAAAUAACUUGUUGUUCAAGAACUUCAAUACUUCUGAAUUAUUAAAACUGACUCAUACAAACACAUGAUGACAACUUAUGUUUAUCAUCAAGUGGAUAAUACCAUAGAAUAAGCUUAGAAACCCUCCUCUAUGAUCAAUGAUUACACACCCUGAAAUUGUUCAGUACACUAUUGUUCUUAUGUAGACAAUAAGACUGAGACUGCAGUUCAAUACUGAACUUGUGUUCAAUAAUCUAGAGUUUGAAGUGAAAUGUCCUAAUGUAGGAAUACUCGAUCUUAAAAUUUUCAAUUUCGUAAGAUCUAAACCCGUUCUUUUGUUAAACUGGAGAUUAUCUAUUGUGAAAUGGAAAACUCAUUAUUAUUAUUAUUCAGUCCUUUUAAAUACAGUAGGCAUAAUGUGCUUAGAACUAAAGGGCUUUAGUGGUGCUAAUUUCAAACCAAUUGUAUAAAAAUCACGGAAAUUGAAUAAGAACUAAAUUCAUCGUUAUAGACAGUAAAAGCAACUGAUAUAUUGAAACCAACUCCUUAGAGUUUAUUCUUAUUCUUUAUAUUAAAUCUGAACUGUGAAUAAAUUAUAAUAAAGUGAAGUAUGGUCAAGUUUAAUCACCAGAAUUUUAAAAUAUUUUACCAAGGUCAGGUGUAAUCACCAGAAUUUUAAAAUAUUUUACUAAUAAUUAUUUAUCAAAAAUUAAUAUAAAGUUAAAUAUUUGUUGGUGUUCAUCUUUUGAAGCUCAUGAAUAUGCAGUCUAGCCUAUAUAGGCUUAUAAUCCAAUUGAUUAAAGAAAUACUAUAUUCGAAGAUUAAUACUCAAUUUGAUUCAUUUCAAUUUUCUCAACAAUUCUUGAUUGGAAUUUUAUUUUACAACAAAUAACAAUUAUUGUGAUGUUCAAUACAUAGUUUUGUAGCUUCUAUGUUGAAUUUUAAUAUCAAAGUAUCACACUAACUUGUUCUUUAAUCAUCUUGACAGGUCUCAAAGUACCUCAUAUAAAAACUCACUGCCAGUAAUAUCAAUUUUUAAAAUAUUUCGUAUCAUUAGAAAGAUGAAUCAUAGAUUGAAGUUCUAACUUUAAUUUUAUAUUUAUUUUUAUUCAUAUUAUAAAUUUAAGAGCUUUAUUCUGUACAAAAUUGCUGCAUAAACAUUAUGAAGCAGAAUCUUUUUGCGCUCAAAUUUAAAAUAAUUUUACUGUAAUCAAUCUUGAUAUUCGAACAUUCUUUUCAUGAAAUGUUUUCUCUGUUAUCAAAUUAUUUUUAUUAAUGACUCGAAUUCAAUCCGAGAGUUUAAACAAUGUAUUCUGUCAGAACUCACCAACUCGAAAUCCUGUUCUCACAUUUGUUCUCUGAAAGACACAUAGAAUGUAUGAUGUAUCACAUAUUGUUUGUUUGAAUUGUGACUCAAUUUGAGGAUUUUCCACUUCAUGAGAAUUGUUUUUAUACUCUGCCAGGACAUAUCAAUAACUUGGAAAUGUAUGCAUCCCAUUGUUUCCAUGAUUUUGGGCAAUAAAUUUAUACCAAGUAGCAAUAAUUAUUUAAUAAUUGCUCCAGAUUUACCAAUGUAAUUGAAAAUCAAUCUUUGAAUAUUCUUAUAGAGUGAGUGCCGCUUAGUCUGAAUUUCUUGAUAAUCAAGUUUUUAUCUAACUUUUGAAAUUAUCAGGUCAAGAUCAAAUUACUCAUUGUAUUUAUUAGUCAAGCUCAAGUACUCCUAUCCAUUAUAAGUCUGAGAAUGCAUUUGAAUAUCAUCAAUAAGGCAACAAAAGUAAAAAAUUAUCACCGUUAUUUUUUAUUAGAAAUAAAUUCAGUCUCAUUUUCUAAAUACUAUAAAUUAAUUUUGUAACUAAAUGCACUCUGAGAAUAUUUUAGAAUCAUUUUUUUAUUGUGUAUUGUAAUGAAAAAUCACUUACAUCAAUGUUUUCUAGUGAUAAACAAGCAGUAUUCAAAUCUCAACAGGGUAAAGUUAAAGUGAGUCAACCAUUAUGUGAAUGCGCAUUGCUUCAAAUUCUAUAUUCUCUUCCAUACAUUUUAAAAGUUAUUAUUUCUUAAACUAUUGCUAUCCCUCGGUUAUUGAGUAAAACCCCACAUUUACUUCAAUUUUAGUUUUUAUCUUAUACAUUUCAAAAGAUUGGCUUUAAUUAUAGUUUGCGAAGAAUAUGUAAUUGUAUAGCAACCGUAUUCCGAUCCCGUUAACAGAAUGAACAAAUUACAGUUUUGUAGAAAAAGGAAAGUUUUAUAAGCUAGGGAAUUUACAGGUUUCUUAUCCAAUAUACAUUAAUAUUACAUUUAUAUCACAAAAGUUAUUAAUAAAAUCUUGCUGAUGGUUAUUUUCUUCGAAUAUUUUUUUCUAUUUUGACUUACAAUAAUACUAUUUUUGCACUCAGUCAGUAUUUCUAUUCAUUCCAUUAUGAUUAAAAAAUCACCUUAGUACUGAAAAUGUGUGUAUAUACUGUAUUAUUAGGUGCUACCUUGGAAUGUUUAUCUUGGGUGAUUUAUAGAGUAUAUUACUCUAUUAUUAUAGUAUAAAUGUGUUUAUUUUUAAUAAGAUACUUUGUUAUACCUGUGAACUAGCCUGAUAGGAAAUUAUAUUUUGUGAGUUCUUCAUGUAAAA
Messenger RNA from Nilaparvata lugens (brown planthopper), 6242 nucleotides. RefSeq names its product facilitated trehalose transporter Tret1. Gene Ontology annotation, cellular component: membrane. The record is from RefSeq and is a predicted model, not a curated record. The transcript has 8 exons. Gene Ontology annotation, biological process: carbohydrate transport; transmembrane transport. Gene Ontology annotation, molecular function: sugar transmembrane transporter activity. The coding region runs from base 294 to 1796 and encodes 500 amino acids. Lineage: Eukaryota; Metazoa; Arthropoda; Insecta; Hemiptera; Delphacidae.